Leptosia nina is the source of this 7683-nucleotide messenger RNA. Lineage: Eukaryota; Metazoa; Arthropoda; Insecta; Lepidoptera; Pieridae. The record is from the annotation of a GenBank genome assembly.
GACACACAAACUAACGUUACUAGGCGACCUGACAAAAACGGUGAAACGCCUGAUAGUCCAGAAGAAAUUACAGUUGAAGAAAAGGACACUCUCGAAGAAACUAAGCCCCAAAAGACUGCCCCAGAAGAUGAAACAGUUCCACCGCAAAGGAAUGAUACAUCCAGCGAACGUGAAUCAAGUGAAAUCAAAAAAUCUGAACCGAUUAAAAGAAAAGUCCAGAAAAUUGUUCCAGUCCCAGAAAUACCUGAUAUUUCCGAAACUAUUUUACCAUUAAACGAUGUUAUUCAUGAAGCAGCAGAAAUUGCUAAACAGACUUCCUCUAUAAAUGAAUACAUUACAGUUACAAAAGAUUUUAUUACACCUCUAGAAGAAUCAGCCACUUUAGAACCAAAAAAGGUCAUCAAAGACUUACCAGAAAUUGUUCAAGUCCCUGACCUUAAAGAGACAAGUACAAUUUCUGAACCAACUCCAGUGGUCCUAGCUGCGAAGGAAAUUGAAACACCAAAAGUUACACCAAAAGAGGAUGAUGAACCAAAGCAAACGAAACGACAAGAAGUUAAGAAAACGCCUCAACAAGAAGUUGAAGAUAAGCAGAAGAUUGAAGAAAUUGUAGAAAAACCAAAAUUAAAAUUAAAACCUCAAAAAAUCGAACACGUCACAGUAGAAGUCAGCAAACCUCAACAACCAGACCAAGUGGAAGGACCUCAGUUUUCUAAACUUAAACUUAAAAAACCUGCACAAAAACCUAAACAAGAGCCAAAAACGGUUUCUUUGCCCAAAUUUCAAUUAAAAAGCCGAAUCAAAUUUGUAACAGAUUGGCCACCUAGUCCAGUUGUACCUUUAAUCACUAUAAUUGGAAGUAUAAGGCAAAGUGGAGAACUAUCACGCAACAUCAAAGAAGCACAAAAAAUAAAGAAGAAAACAAAAAUGCUGAAAUUACCAGACCUAGAAACAUGUGAAUUAGAAAAAGUAGAAGCUAUAGAAAUUGAUACGGAUAAAGUCACACAGAAAGAAGUGCCGAUUGAAAAAACUUUAGGUCCCGAGGAGAGACUUGAAGUAAAAGAACCAAACGAUGUAGAAAUAACGAAGAAACCCAAAAAGUUGGUUCCUAUAAAAAUAGAAAAAAAAGUAUUGGAAUUGGAUAAGCCACAACAUGCUGAAAGUAUUGACACUCCUCAAUUUACAAAAGUGAAACUAAAGAAAACAUCAACACAGCCAAAGCAAGACACUUCUUCUGUUAAAAUACCUAAACUUCAGUUAAAGAGUCGCGUAAAAUUCGUUAACGACUGGCCACCGGAAAUUAUUAAACCUUUGAUUUCGACGAUUGAUAGUAUUCGACAGAGUGGAAUUUUAUCUAGAAACGUUAAAGAAGCUGCAAAAAUUAAGAAAAAACCUGUGAAAGUAACAAUCCUCCCUGACGUAGAAAAAACUGAAUUAGAAAAACCAAUGUUUACUCACGACGAUCUAAUGGAAACUAGUGAAAAAGUAACUGAAUAUAAAGAAAUACCCGAAGAGGUAAAAGAAAAGACUCCAGAGGAUAUUCCUGAAGAAUUCAUAAUUCAACCGCGUAGACCUAGUGUUAAAAAAAUUGAAGAAAUUGAAAAUGAAGUUACUAUUAAAAAGAAAUUAAAACCAACCAGAAAGUCGUCAGUUACUCUUCCAGAAAUAACGGAGCCUGAAAUUGUUAUGUUUAGACCUAAAACAACUAAAACUCUGGAAGAUGUUGAACAAGAGUUUAAUAUUCAAUUAAAUUCCUAUGCUGAAGAAGAAAUUUCUAUGUCUAGUAAGGUCAAAUUGAAACAACAGAAACCAACGACCUUUAGCGAAGAAGCUAAUGAAACUUCUAUUAAAUUUUAUGAAGAUAAAGAAGAUACAGAAGGUCCUGAGGAAAUAAUUAUAUCAGAAACAGAAGAAGAUAUGGGUAAUGAACCAAUGGAUAUUGUAUUAUCGAUGAAAAAGCCAAAGAAGAAACAAAAAGACGUUACAGUUACUUUAGAUGAUACUUCUGUUACCUUAGCUAAACCUAAAACACCAGAUGAAGUCGAUGAAAUCAGUGAAGACGUGAAUAUAACGCUAGAAAAGAAGCCUAAAUACGUUAUCGAUAAUCAAGAAGAGAUUGCCUUUGAUGUCAAACAACAAAUUGAUCAGUUUAAGCAGGAAGACCUAUCGCUGUCUAGUAAAAUUAAAUUAAAGUCAAAGAAAGUUUUAAGUAAAUCCGAGGCUGCGGAUGAAGUUUUAAUUCAAUUACAAAAAGAAAUUGAGGACACUAGUCAAGCGGAAGAGAUAAUUGUAAGUGAAGGAGAAUCGGAUGACAAUGUCGAAAUGGUCAUUAAACGAAAACAAAAACGGACGCCUUAUGAAGUUAGUGAAGUUGAAGAGCUGAGUGUGGAACUUAAGCCUAAGAAAAGAUCUGAAGUGACAUUUGAAGAAGAACAAGUCACAAUAUCAACUAAACGGAAACCCAAAAAGCCAUCCUUACAAGAAGCAGAGGUCACCAUGAGCAUAUCGAGAGAACAGGAAUUCCCUGAUACUCCAGUUAACGUUCGCUGUGGUGACACCGUAUUCGCGGUUUACUCGUAUGUAGCAGAAACUGAUGAAGCUAUUAACCUAGUGGAGGGAGAACGCCUUUACAUAUUAGAUACUGCUAAUCAAGAUUGGUGGUACGUACGCAAACACCUCACGGAGGAGUUAGGAUGGGUGCCCGCGCAGUACCUAAUGGACGAAGAAACUUAUACACUAUAUCUGCAGAAGAAAUUGAAUGAGAAAAUUGAUAAACUUCCAGUGUUCGAAAAACCAACAUCUGAGGAACAAGCAAUAGCCCCAAUAUUUGUUGAAAAGUUACGACCAAAACACACCCCGGACGGGUCGACAGUCCAAUUCGAAUGCCAAGUUGAAGGCUAUCCAAGACCACAAAUAACUUGGUUCCGACAAACCGCCAUUAUUAAACCGUCUCAAGAUUUCCAAAUGUACUAUGAUGAUGAUAAUGUUGCAACACUAGUAAUUCGCGAAGUAUUCCCUGAAGAUGCAGGUACCUUUACGUGUGUUGCCAAAAAUGCUGCCGGAUUUGCAUCUAGUACUACCGAGUUAAUUGUUGAAGCCCCACUCUCUGACCACGGGUCUGAAAUGACUAUAUUAUCUAGAAAGAGUCUCUCGAGGGAAUCAUCUCUAGCUGAUAUCCUAGAAGGUAUACCACCAACUUUCUCAAAGCGUCCGAAAGCACAAUACGUUGAUGAAGACUCUGAUAUAUACUUAGAAUGCCGCUUAGUUGCCAUUCCUGAACCUGAUAUCACGUGGUUGUUUAGGGGUGAAGAAAUUAUGCCUAUUUCAAAUAUAUCUAUAGUAACUGAGUCGGAUAUGCAUAUGUAUUGUAGUGUACUAAAAAUAACGAACGUAAAGAAACAUCAAGAAGGAACAUACACGGUAUUAGCAAUAAAUAGAGAAGGUGAAGCAAGUUUACCAAUAGUUCUCAAAAUAAGAACCGGGGACAAAGAAAAGCCACAGGUAAUUGAGCCUUUGAAAAAUAUCACAAUAAGACAAGGCGAGAGCUUUGUGUUAACCACACAAGUGGUUGGAAAUCCAGAACCCACGGUUAGUUGGUACAGAAACAAUAAACCUUUAAAGAGUGUUUCUUCUAAGUCGGACGGUAACGUUCACUCUAUUACAAUUAUAAAACCCAAGAAGGACAAAGAUGAUGGUGUUUAUACAUUGAAAGCUAUCAAUUCAGAGGGUUCAACAGAAACAUCUGCAGUCAUUAUGAUAGAAGAACCUACCGAGGAAAACGCCGAGCCCCCACUUUUUGUUCAUAGAUUCCAAGAAAUUACGGUAAAAGACAAAGAGACUAUAAGAUUAAAUGCCAAAGUAACAGGGAAUCCAGUACCAUCUAUAACGUGGUAUAGAAAUAACAAAAUAAUCGCACCAUCAGAGACAGUAACCCAGAGAUUCGACGGAGAAAAUAUCGAAUUGACGAUAACAAACGUUGAUUCAGAAAUAGAUUCCGGCGACUAUAAAUGCGUAGCAUCUAAUAGCGCUGGUAAGGCAUCCCAUGGUGCUAAAGUCACGAUCGACGUGGAAAAGGUUACUUUUGUUAAGAAACUUAAGAAAAAAUAUGAGAUUGAGGAAGGAAAAACAAUUAUAUUAGAAUGUGAAACGUCGCACACAGUUUCCACAAAGUGGUAUCAUAAUAACAAAGAACUAAGUGGUAUGGAUCACAGAGAAAUUAUACAAGAAGGCAGAGUUCACAAGUUAAGAAUCAAAAAAGUGAAACUUUCAGAUCAAGGAUCAUUUAAAUGCGUUGUUAAAGAUCAAGAAACAGGUACAAACAUGAGUGUCCGUGAAACCAUCCCAGAAUUUAUAAGACGCUUGCAAGACUUUGAAGUGAAGGAACGAGAUAUCGCAAUUUUGGAGGUUGAAGUGAAUUCCGAAACUGCAGAUGUUGUUUGGGAAAGAGACGGUGAAAUCAUUACACCAAAAAAGAACAAAUAUGAAGUGGAGAAACGAGGCAAUAUUCGAAAAUUAUUUAUACGAAACACUUCUGUUCACGAUGAAGGCGAAUAUUUAUGUAAACUGCGUGACGAUUCUUGUAGCGCUGAAAUAACUGUAGUUGAAUUGCCGCCUGAAAUUAUAUCUCGUCUUCAAGACCAGCGUGUAAACAAGGGUUAUAAGGCUACAUUUGAAAUAGAACUAACAAAGGGCGACGCCUUAGUUAGAUGGUUUAAGGACGAUUCGGAAAUACAAUUUUCAAAUCACAUACAGCUCACUAUCGAUGGAAAGAAACAAAAAUUGAAGAUCUACGAUUGUGACUUGAGUGACGCUGGAGAGUACGCGUGUGAAGUUGGUAACGACAGAUGCAUAGCAACACUAUUCGUCGAUGAGCCAUCCAUUGAUUUCACACUGCGUCUUCCUGAAGUGAUGGUCGUACCAGCGGGCACAGAUGCUUACUUAACAGUUGAAAUUCCAGAUGAACAAUACGACGUCACGUGGUUCAAACGAAAGAACGUGAUAGAGGACACAGAUAAAUUUACCCUCAUUAGGGAUGGUAAGAAACGCACACUUAUUAUCCGAAAAUGUAUUGAAGAGGACCAAAGCGAGUAUUCCUGCGUUCUAUUAGAAGCUAGAUGUUCAACGAAAUUGAAAGUAGAAGUUAUCGAAUUCCCGCCCAAAUUGAUAUCGUAUGAAAAGGAGUACCGAGUCAAGCGAGGCAGCGAUAUAACUAUAAAUAUUCAAUAUGAAGCAAAUCCACCGCCCAACGAUGAAUGGAUAGUUAACGCCAAGAUCAUAAAGCGUUCUAAACAUUUGAAACCUUCAAUUGAUUCCAAGACAGCGAGUCUCACUAUUAAGAAAGUUGAACAUUCCGAUGCUGGUUUAUACAGAUUAAAACUUGAGAAUAACUGUGGUGAAGUGGAAAUUGAGGUUAAAGUUAUAGUUAUAGAUCUUCCAUCACCGCCGGGAGCACCCAGAAUUCUGGAAAUAGAUAAUACAUUUGUAAAUAUAUUCUGGAACGAGCCGGUUGACACUGGAUGUUCAGAGAUUCAGUGCUAUAUUAUAGAAUAUCAAGAGAAAAAUACCACAGAGUGGAUGUCGAUAGAAAACGUGAGACUAAAUCAGUAUUGUGUCGAAAACUUAAAAACCAAGUUCGAGUAUAGGUUCCGCGUAUUCGCUGUCAACGAAGUCGGGGUCAGUGAAGCUUCUGAGGUAACGGACUUCGUAAGAAUAGAUAAAAUCACAAAGGGACAAGCGCCAACCGUCGAAAAACCAUUGAAGGAUAUGCUAGUAAGCCCUGAUGAAUGCGUUGAGCUGUCCUGUAUAUUCGGUGGUAUACCAGAACCAAAGGUGACCUGGACAAAGAAUGGAAAACAACUUAAGACGGCCAAAGCCUCGUAUGUCAAUCGGGUUGCCACUCUCAUUAUAACGGCAACAAAAACAAGUGAAGGUGAAUACAAAUGUAUAGCGACUAAUGAAUAUGGUGAAGUAAACACAUCUUCUCAUCUAGAAAUACAAUUGAAACCAAUAAUAAGAGUUCCCGAUGAUGAAUAUGAUUAUAAGAGCAAAAUUGACAGCGAAUGGACACUAACCGCCUCAUUAGACGGCAUACCACAACCAGAAGUCACGUGGUAUAAGAACGGUGUUAGGCUACAAACAAAAGAGGAAUUAGAGAUUGUUACCACGGAAUCUUCUAGCACAAUUAUAAUAUCCAGCUUGAGACGGUCCCAUAGCGGGAAGUACACGAUUGAGGCGAGCAAUAAAGCUGGAAAGUCAUCUUUGGAUGUUUCACUUAAAGUAUUCGAUAAGCCAAGCAGGCCCGAGGGUCCCGUGAUAAUGCGGGAGAUAAGCAGGGAAUCGGUAACAAUAGAAUGGAGACCGCCAGUAGACGACGGUGGAUUAGAACUCACGAAAUACGCUAUAGAGAAACACGAUCCCGAAGUAGACCAAUGGGUGAAGGUAGCCGACGUGAACAAGGAUGUGGAAACCUACUGUAUUCAAAGACUGAACGAAAAUUGUGAAUACAUGUUCCGCAUUAUGGCACAGAAUCCUGUUGGACUAUCGGACGCUUUGGAGAGCGAACCGAUUGUGAUUAAGACUGCUCUAGACGUUCCAACACCGCCCCUGGGUCCCCUUGGCUUUUACGGCAUUGAUCGAAAUUCCGUAACAGUAACAUGGAACCCAUCCGAACGAAACGGUGGUUCAGCGAUCCUCGACUACACUAUAGAGAUAAAACAAGACGGCAAAAGCUGGACGACCGUCGCGACAGUACCAGAAACAUUGGCGCAUAUAGAACAAUUAUUACCAAAUUCCACAUACAAAUUUAGAAUAUACGCUAGGAACGAAAUUGGUACUAGUCUACCGUAUGUCUCGGAAAAGGAGAUCACCAUUGGAAAAACGCUGUCUCCACCAUCGCGCCCACAGAGGUUCAUUGUAAUAGACAUAACCUCAAGGUCUGUUACAUUACAGUGGAGGGCACCUGAUAGUGAUGGAGGUAGCCCCAUAACAAAUUACAUAAUAGAAUACAAGACCGUGAAGGGAAAAUCAUGGUCGAAGGUGAUAACCGUCAGUGGUUCAGUUUACGAGCACUGCAUAGAGAAUCUAAAGGAGAAGGAACAGAUCGUGUUCCGGAUAUCAGCUGAGAAUGCAAUUGGUGUCAGCUUACCCACGCAGUCACAGAACGUCCGCUUGGACAAGCAUGCUACUGUACCAUCACCGCCGACCGCACCACUCGAAAUCAGAAUGGUGGGUAACAAUAUGGUGAUGACGUCAUGGGGAACACCAGAGUGGGACGGUGGAGCGCCCCUCCUCGGCUACAACAUAGCUAUCCGUGACGUCACCAAAACCAUGUGGAUAGAAGUCGGCAAGGUUGAUGCCAAUAACCUGAAGUUCAAUAUACGCGACCUGAACGAGGAUCAUACGUAUAUGGUACGGAUAUACGCGAGGAACGAGAUUGGUCUCAGUGAACCGUUGGAGUCUGAUGAACCCUUCAAGGUUCUGCCUGGAGAAGACUCGCACUACGAGGAGGAGCCCGGAGAACAUACUGAGGCUACGGAGCCGACUUCCUUCAGUCAGACGACCACAUCUUGGCUCCGGGACCACAACAUGGACGCCGAUAUACGCUCAUACGCCCGAGGCUCCCUCCUCAGAAGGGACGAGUACUUCUUCAGAAUCUGGUACUACGCGAAACAGCUGUUCAAAUAA